AUGUCUAACUUAUAUGAAAAUAAUAGAAAAUUCAUUACAACCAAAUAAAGAUGGGUAUUAAUAAUAUAUUAAAUUCAGGAAACAUUAACACAAAAUAUAACUAAGAAAAUUAUAAAUAAAGAAAACAGUUCAUUAAGCAAAAAAAAUGCAAUUGUAAAAUCAAUAUAAAAGAAUAAAUCAACUAUAUCAUAUGAUAAAAAAAUAGAAUUACCAUCAAGAACAAUUACUAAGUUUUUCAAAAUAUAAAGAUCAUAAUUAUACUCAAAUCUAAAACUACAAGAUUCAAAAGGAUGUAUUAGAGAAUUCAGAUGUUAUGAUGAUAAAGCAUUAAACAUCCCUAAUUCUUUUAGUUAAACUAUUACACAUGUAAAUACUAUUUCAAUAUUUAGUAACUAGAUAAUGAUUGUUAAUCAGAUGAUGAACAAGUUCAAUUAGCAGUUGAGUAAUUAAAAAACUUACUUGAGUCUUAAAUAAAUUAGUAUCAUAAGUCCUUUUGA
Molecule: messenger RNA, 497 nt
Organism: Paramecium pentaurelia
Lineage: Eukaryota; Ciliophora; Oligohymenophorea; Peniculida; Parameciidae
Source: the annotation of a GenBank genome assembly